UGCUUGACCUAGCAACCUUUGAUUUUGUAUAGUUGUUUCACUCUAGGCGCUUGCUUUUUUUUCAUUGCUUACGAUCUUUCUCUUUAAAUUUACAUGCGAAAAUUUGUCCAGUUCCCGUACCCAUUUGUACCCGCGUAACAAUUGCACUUGCAAUGUUAAUUUAUAAACCUUCAAAAGUUUGAUUUUAAACUCUCGGAUUGAAUGAUCAAAAACGCUGGUUUUAGAUUUUGUGUUCAAUCAAAAUUUGAUAGAAUUUCUUGAUAUGCGCUAAUUACCUGGUAAAAUUGCAACAAUCUGCUUUUUUGAUUCGGUCAGGCCGGAUGUUAUUCGCUAAACGACAAACUUGGCUACCGUAUGUCAUCCGCAAAUUGGAGGUCAUUCGGUUGGACCGAUGUCAUUCGCGAACCGACAAUCUUGGAUACCGCAUGUCAUUCGCAAACCGGAUGUCAUUCGGUCGGACUUGAUGACAUUCGCAAAAAAAAAAACUUGGAUACCCCCUACUAAGAUGUCAACUGUUUCACCGUUAUGCAAUUUCCUUAUUAUGUUUGAUACGCAAGGACGUACAUUGAGCUAAAAGCCUCACCGCCUUGGUAAACGACAAUAUACGUUAUUAAUUUUUCCUUUGUGACCGAAAAGCAGAGCAAAUCACUUGAGUUCGCUAACUGUUUAGUUCGCUUAACUUUAUUUUUGCACCUUGUGUUUUUUGAUACUGCUCUUAUAUUACGGUAAUUAUGAUUUUUUAGACUCGGACAUGUCCAAGCAGAUGAGAGCUAAAAUCCCAGAAGUCGGUAAUUUUUUUCGACAACUGGAGUCUCAAGAAGGAACUGAAGUCGUUCAUGACUGCUUGGAAAUUAAAAGACUAAAAGAGAUAUUUGUAAUUAAGGCAAGAAAGGAACGAACAACCGAGCUAGAGACCGCCUUGCAUAAACUUCUCACCAGAAAUCGCUCGGCUCGUUCCAGUAAGCAAAAAGAGUUUGAACAAUUUGUGGUGUAUGCAACCGAUGUGUGCCAAUCUUACAAAAUCAGUAGUUCAGAGUUUGACAACCACGUUUAUUCUUGGAUACAAUCGUCAAGAUAUUUCAAUAUCAAGUUCAGUCAGCCUCUAACGGAGGAUCAAAAAGAAAUGAUUGACGAUCUCGAGAUAUUUGUUAGAAAAGCAAGUGUGAUGGGGAGAACCAUUAGUAAUGAAGCUGCUUUUCCAACUCUGGAGUCUCACGGUGAGGAAUUUGUUACUUCAGACUACCCUGCUCAGCUCUGGAUCGAUCAGUGGCGUGAUUUUUGCGAAAAUAAUCCAAAUUUAGAUCUGACUCGCAGUGAAGACGAUUCCGAUGUCGAAUAUGAAGACAAAGGCAAAAACGAAGGCGAAGACAGCGAAGUAGCCGAAGAGGAAGGCAAAAACGAAGACGAAGACGGCAACGUAGCCGAAGACGAAGUAAGAGACGACGAUUGCGACGAUGAUGAUGAUUUCAAUUUCAUUUUUGAAGACUGGCCUCCUCAGAUAACUAUGUUUGAAACCUCAGACUAUGAUGAUUGGAUGGAAAGGGACAUUUUGAAAUCCUGGUCCAAAAGAUGCAAGCCUAGACUCAAGCGAAGUGCAAUUAAAGAGUUGCUACAUCUAAGGAUAACCCAGCGUGAGUUAGCUGCAAAGCAUCCUGUUUGGUCAAAUUGUACCAACUUAACAUCUAAGCCUUGGGAGAAUGCUAAGCGUCUACUCGACAUUUUUCAUUCAAUUGAAGAAAAUGAACAAAUGCUGAAAGAACUCUCUGAGUCAUCCAAUUCAGGUAGGAGGCCUUCUGAAUUUGGUCAAAAUAGCUCAGCAAUUUUCAUGAUAAUUCAAGAUACAACCGACAUUAUUCGUUUUGACGACAAAAAACCUUCUAAGAAAGAGUCAAAAGAAAUGGCAGGAUCUGAUGGUAACCUGCAGGAGAAAAUUCGAAAACAACUAGACUCUCAGAGCCAGGAAAGGACGACCAACGAAUUUUCUGAUAUUAUGAUAAGUUACAAUUGGUCAAGUGGAAAAGAUCUCGCGCUUCGACUCUCAAAAGACUUGAAAACUGCGGGAUACAAAGUGUGGAUAGAUGAAGAAGAAAUGGGCAUUCAAAUACAUGAGUCAAUGGAGAAAACCGUUCGUAACUCCAAGAUCAUCCUUCCCAUUUUAUCCAGAGAGUACGAGGAGAGCACAAACUGUCUUCUUGAAUUCAACUACGCAUUUGAUUUAAGGAAAAAAAUAAUCCCGAUUUUAUGCCAAAAAGGAUACCGAGCUGAAGGAACAGUUAGAAUGAAAACGCUAAGCCUUCUAUACUCCGAUUUCUCCAGAACUGGCGACGACGACAAGGACGAUAAGAAAUACGCGAAAACAUUCAGGAACUUGGUGAAACAGAUCCAAAAACUUAUUAAAAAGACUCCCCAUCAUCGAGGACGCAAAAGUGUACAUAUGAACAUCGAAGCUAUGUUAUUCCGAUGAACUUCUGAACAAAAAUAACGUGAUUUUUUGGUGAAAAUCCAAGCAAAAAAACUCUGAUUACUCACAAUUCAAACAGAAAAACUAUUAUUUGUUCAUAUUAGCUGUACAAAUUGUAAGGUAAACGGAUUCAUUUAUAUAAGACGGAAAAAAAUUUAAGAGUUUUUAUUCGCCGAUAAGAUUUGAGUAUCCAGAAAUUUCAAAUGUAUCGUGACAAUCUCACGGAAAUUAACUAACUAAGGACAUCAAAUUGAAUACAAACCGAUAAUUAAAUUGUUCUGAAAAAUCA
This is a messenger RNA of Symsagittifera roscoffensis, 2750 nucleotides long. RefSeq lists its product as uncharacterized. NCBI's taxonomy places the organism in Eukaryota, Metazoa, Xenacoelomorpha, Acoela, Convolutidae. The record is from RefSeq and is a predicted model, not a curated record. Gene Ontology annotation, biological process: signal transduction.